CCACAUAUCUGUCACUACCUUGAAAAGGAAAGAUAUAAUAAAUUAUUUUAUUCGUUGCCAAUUAUUAGCAAAACUUUGUUAUGUUAAUUUUUUAAAAUAUGCAAGAAUAUGAUAUAAAAUAAUUUAUGGGAAUAUAAUGGUGGGAUCACACAAAAUAGUUUAUAAAUGGAAAGAGAGAGUACAUGAAAAAAAAAAACAGUAGCGUACUGCGCCUAAACCUCCCCACCCGCCGUCGAUUCGCCCCAAUCUGUGCGGCGCAGAUUUCACCUACUGCAUGUUUUUUGCUACAAAUUCAAAAUAAAAAAAUUUAUAUCUCGCAGCGCCCACCAGCCUUUGUCGCCUGUCUCUUCCAGCUCAUCACCUUCACCACCAUUAUUUAACGAUCUCCAUUCUGAACAAUCUCGAUUCCAAUUUUUAAAUAAAUUAACAAUUGAGCCCCGCUGUUUUCUUUAAAUUAGAAAAGAUUGCAGUUGAGUUCUUCACCACCUCUUAUGGAAACUCUCCAUAGAUCAAACAAGUCUUUACAGCCACAGCGAGAAGAAGAGCGCCAGAUUCUCUUAUCGGAGAUGCCUUCCGCCGCCGCCGCCGCUGCGACCAAGACGCCUUCUUCCUCCUCCUCCACUCCAUCUCCGCCCAAGGACGCCGAAAUUAAAAUCAACGGAGAAACGGUUAGUGUGAGUAGUAGCAGCAAUGACGCUUCCGGAACUAACAGAAUGUGGAGGGAUUCCAGCUACGAUUUCUCAAAGGACGCCGUAAUGAGACCAGCCACCAGCUCCAAGGAGUUCGAUUUCGCGACGGAGUCCCCAGCGUCGCAGCAGUCUCCGCUCUCCAGAAUCCCGGAGAGCCCCGCGGCCAACAACACCUACGGCCAGCUCACGCCGCGAGAAAUCCGCGUCUCCUUCAACGAGACGGUUGGGAACCGCCGGUCCAAUGCCGAGGAGGAGCGCGACGAGGUCCUCCUCUGCUCCUCCAACAAUUCAUUCCGGAGGAAAUCCAGCUUCGUCAGGAGUAAAACCAAGUCGCGAUUGCUCGACCAGCCGGAGGAAUUUCCGACGAGAUCCCAAACGCCGAGAGCGCCGCCGAAAUCGCAGUUCCUCGGAAAAGGAACGGCGAGCGAGAUUGACGAGGACGAUCCGUUCCUGGAAGAGGAUUUGCCGGAAGAUUACAGGAGUUUCAAGUUCAGCAUAGUGUCUAUUUUGCAGUUGCUGAGUCUGAUCAUUAUCGUGGCGGCUCUAGCUUGUAGCUUAGCAAUCGAUGUCUUGAAGAGGAAGAAGAUCUUCCAAUUAGACCUAUGGAAAUGGGAACUGAUGGUUUUGGUGCUGAUCUCGGGCAGAUUGUUGUCUGGUUGGGUGAUUAGGAUCAUCGUCUUCUGCAUCGAGCGCAACUUCCUUCUGCGGAAACGCGUUCUGUAUUUCGUGUACGGACUGAGAAACGCGGUGCAGAAUUGCGUGUGGUUGGGGCUGGUGCUGAUUGCGUGGCAGUGUAUCUUCGACAAGAAGGUGGAGAGGGUGACCAACGGACACAUUCUGCCCUACGUCACCAAGAUUUGGGUUUGUUUGUUGGUGGGGACAUUGAUCUGGCUGCUCAAAACCCUGCUGGUCAAGGUUCUAGCUUCGUCGUUUCACGUCAGCACCUUCUUCGAUCGGAUUCAGGAGUCGUUGUUCAAUCAGUACGUGAUCGAGACGCUGUCGGGGCCGCCAUUGAUAGAGAUUGAGCUGGAGCAGGAGGAGGAGGAUAGGGUGAUGGUUGAGGUGCAGAAGCUGCAGAGUGCAGGGGCGACCAUUCCGCCGGAGCUCAAGGCCAAUAUGUUUCCCAAGAGUGGGAGGCUUAUAGGUACUCCCACUCCCACGGGGGGAAGCGCAAAGAGCCCAUCGUUUUCAAAACUCGUGGCCAAGGAGGAGGAGCAUAAUGGUAUAACCAUUGAGCAUCUGCACAGGUUGAACCAGAAGAAUAUAUCUGCUUGGAACAUGAAGAGGCUGACCAACAUAGUCAGGAAAGGCGUGCUCUCCACCCUGGAUGAGAAGAUCCAAGGCGCCACCGCCGAUGAAGAUGACACAACCGUGCCUAUCACCAGCGAAAAUCAGGCCAAGCUUGCUGCCAAGAAGAUCUUCUUCAACGUUGCCAAGCCAGGCUUCAAAUAUAUCUACCUGGAGGAUAUAAUGCGUUUCAUGCGCAAGGACGAGGCCAUAAAGGCUAUUCGUCUCUUUGAAGAUGAAUGUGAGCAUAAGGGAAUCAGCAAACGCGCUCUUAAAAAUUGGGUGGUGAAUGCAUUUAGAGAACGGAGAGCUCUUGCUUUAUCACUAAAUGACACAAAAACUGCGGUGGACAAACUACACCACAUGCUCAACGCUCUUGUGGCGAUUCUGAUUAUUAUCAUUUGGCUUCUCAUACUCAAAGUUGCAACAACUCACUUCUUUAUCUUCUUAAGCUCCCAGCUUCUUCUGGUGGUGUUCAUGUUCGGUAACACGUGCAAGACAACAUUUGAAGCAAUCAUCUUUUUAUUUGUGAUGCACCCGUUUGAUGUAGGUGACCGCAUUGAAGUCGAUGGAGUUCAAAUGGUUGUUGAAGAGAUGAACAUACUGACAACAGUUUUCCUAAAGUUUGAUAACCACAAAAUCUAUUAUCCAAAUAGUGUGUUAGCAGCAAAGCCAAUCCACAAUUACUACCGCAGUCCGGAUAUGGGAGACGCAAUCGAUUUCAGCAUCCACAUUGCCACUCCAUGCGACAAGAUUGCAACAAUGAAGGAAAGGAUCACGAGGUAUGUUGAUAAUCGGAGCGAGCAUUGGUAUCCUGCACCGAUGAUUGUGAUGAGAGACAUGGAGGACAUGAACAGGUUGAAGUUCUCGGUGUGGCUAUCGCACAAGAUGAACUUUCAAGAUAUGGGUGAAAGAUGGAUAAGGAGAUCACUUCUUGUAGAGGAAAUGGUUAAGAUCUUCAGGGAGCUCGAUAUCGAGUAUCGCAUGCUGCCUGUCGACGUAAACGUACGCAACAUGCCGCCUACAAGUUCAAGUAGAGUACCGUCUAACUGGACUGCUAUUUCUGCUUGAAUGAUGUAUACAUAUGGGGAGCGGAGCAGAGCAUAGAAGAGAAGAGGAUGCAAGAGAUGAAGCAGAAGCUAGGUAAAGCUGACUUAAUCUAUUUAAUUAGGAUCCUAGUCUUUCUUGUAUAGUUUUCUCUUGCAUCAUUACUUAGGUCUAUCUUUCUUGAAGUCAAUUUUUAGUAUAUGUACUCUCGUGUCAUUUGGCUCUGUUCACAAUCUAGAAAUGAAAUAGUAUAUGAAUAUAUACAGCAA
Salvia miltiorrhiza (redroot sage) is the source of this 3292-nucleotide messenger RNA. Its product is annotated as mechanosensitive ion channel protein 8-like. Bases 492 to 3047 code for a protein of 851 amino acids. Gene Ontology annotation, biological process: transmembrane transport; monoatomic anion transport. Gene Ontology annotation, cellular component: plasma membrane. The record is from RefSeq and is a predicted model, not a curated record. NCBI's taxonomy places the organism in Eukaryota, Viridiplantae, Streptophyta, Magnoliopsida, Lamiales, Lamiaceae. The transcript has 5 exons. Gene Ontology annotation, molecular function: mechanosensitive monoatomic ion channel activity.